Molecule: messenger RNA, 3624 nt
Organism: Pantherophis guttatus
Lineage: Eukaryota; Metazoa; Chordata; Lepidosauria; Squamata; Colubridae
Gene: TMEM171
Product: transmembrane protein 171
Source: RefSeq, a predicted model, not a curated record
AGAGGGAGGGAGGGAGGGAGGGAGAAGAAGAGGCCGGUUUCUAGCAUUUCCGCGGCUCCCUCUUCAGCACCGCCUGCUUGGGAAGGACCUUCACCCCAGAGGGCGCGCGCGAUUUGCUCACCCGGCGCGGCCUCUGGGACUCGACUGGUGGGGUGAAAAAAAAGAUUCGGUAGCGGCUGCGGAGGAAGGAGCCAAGCGGGGAGGAAAACCGCGGGAGCGUCGCGGCUCAAGGUCACUCCGGGCGUCAGCAAACCGGCACUCGCGGCCAGAGGAAAGCGCCCAGCUUCCCGGACCCCACGACGCAGAGCCCGCCGAGAAAGGAGAAGGGUCUCUCCGGUGUAAGGCCUACUAAAGAGUUAUGUCAUUCUGAUCUUCAUAGAAGAAAACAGAUUCUAUUUCAGUUUGAAGGAGGAUUUCAUAUUACAAUAAUAAUGUAUUCAGUUCCUCGCUCCCUAUCUGGAAUGGAAGGAGAUAAUGGACAUCCUAGGAAAUUUAUCUCUUUCCUUUUUGUUUUUGGCAUUACAUUGUUAUGUGCUGGAUUUUUGCUAUCAAUGUUUGUUUUGCAGACAUGUCCAAGUGGAGCCUUUGGUGACUGUAAGGGAGCUUUCAAAAUCAUUGGGCCUCUGCUUGCAGUUGUUGGACUAGUUUGUAUAAUUUUGGCACAAUCGAGAGCCAAAGAUUAUCUCAGAGAUGUGCAAUUGCAAGACGAUCAAGUAUAUGGAUUUGUUUUUUGUCGAGGAAAUUGUCAGUUUGCUCAGUUUCUCGUCUUUGGGUUUUUAUUUUUAACAAGUGGGAUGCUCAUUAGUGUCCUUGGCAUAUGGAUUCCGGGAUGCAGUCCAGGAUGGCGCUAUCAGCAGUUUAACCAUAGCAAUACAUCUGGCGUUGAACUCCAGGACUGUGGGUUUCAUUCUGUUCAAACUAUGGGCCCUUUAAUUGUGCUUAUUGGAUUAUGUUUCUUUGUAAUAGCUCACAUUAAAAAGAAACAAAAUUUAAACCUUAUACAAGAAUCUUCAGUCAGUGAAGAACAACUGAACUCUGAAUCAUUUCAAGUUACAGUAGGUGAUACUGUAAUGGUUUUUCCUCCACCACCACCACCUUAUUUUUCUGAUUGUUCAUCACAGACCAUAACUCCUAGCUUGGUAACAAGCGAACUUAUUUUAAACGAAAAUCCUCCACCAUAUCACAGUAUUUUUAUUAAUUGAGUAUUGAGUUGUGAACAACAGGCCUAAAGAGAGAAUGAGUUCCACUGUAUCAGAAAACAGUUUGCCUUUUAAAACUUAAUCAGUUCAUUGUCAUUCCUCUGAGUCAUCUCAGAAUUACAAGGCAAAAGAAGCAGCUGUAAAUAAUGAAUGUGUCUUGUCUUCCUCUCCCUUCCAUACUCAGCUAAUCCAUUACCAUCUGCUUAUCACCAACUAUAAGAAAUAUUCAGAGCUGAAGCAGAAAGACAGGGGAAGGAACAGGUAUAAACAAAGACAAGAAAAGAAAAAACUACAGGAAUUCCAGAUAAAAAUAAGAUGAAAGGAGAAUGAAAAAAGCUACACCUGCAUUUCCUCCACCCAUUAAAGAGAACAGUAGGUUGUACAUUAGGAAUGUGGAACCUUUUUCAAGUCAAAGGCUUCCUCCAGACAUAUAGAAUAUUUUGGGGGUUUUACAAAGAAAGUGACUGGAACAUGGAUCGGGGGAAAUGGGUUUCCCAGAAACAAGUGGCUACAUUUAUUUCCUACAAGACAAAGGAAACGUUAGUGAUUGUUAGUGUAAAAUAAAUUGUACCCUUACCUGUAAGAUACUUUGCCAUCCAGGCCACUUCUACAACAAAUGUAUAUUUGUUAACUUGCACAUCCAUUUUUCUUAUUGUUCCUACGGCAGGGAUAGUAGCAGUAGCAGCAGCUCAAUUUCAUGGAGGCUGCUUGAAAUCCAGAGGAUAUCCUGAAAGAUACUUUGACAUCUUGAGUAAAAAAGGGGAAAAAAGGGGGAACCAGGAAGUUGGCUGAACACCCUGCUGAAGUAGGAAGACAGAAUGAGAAAAAAAAAAUGGACAACACAGUAGUUUUACAGGCUUAUUUGCUGGUGUUAUAAUCCAGCAGUUCAUGGGUGUUAGAAAGGUCAGGGAAGUAUGAAGCCUCCAGACGUUUUGGAAACUUCAUUUGCUGAGUGAGCAAGAAAGGAUUGCUGAGGGACAAACAAGUGAGUUGGAAGCUUUGCUGCCAUAAAAGUCACCUGACUGCUCACCAAGCAGCCAAGUAAAGGGAGAGAGACAUUCCUCUAUGGAAGGUAAGGAAGAAGAGAGGUGCGGUGAUAGCAGCAGUGGGAAGAUGUGCACUGUGGUGCUUCUUGAAGAGAUUGGUAUUUCAUAGGCUUGGCAGCAAUAGAGAAUUAGGAAAGUGAGGGAACAGGUACAUAUUGUGACUUCUUGGUUCACUGUGCUAUGCUUCAAAGGUAAGCAGAGGGCACAGAAAAAGGACAGCAAAGAAGUAUGAACCUCUGACAAUCCUUGACAGUGCUGGGAUAUGCUAGUGCCACUAGUAGUAGUAGAUGGCCCACUCUUCAUGAGCCACAGGCCACACACUUUCAUUUCAGAGGCCAACCAUACUGCAGCAAAAGCCAGGACAGAAUGCCUGUAAGUGGUAAACUCCCAAUUUCUAAAGAAUUAUUCAAGAAAGGAACCAUCAUAAACACCCCUGCAUGAGAUUUAAAUACUCAGAACAAAUCAACUAUUAUCUUGACAAUUGUUAGGUUCAACUUAGACUAGAAAAAAUUCUGAAAAGUUUACAUGUCUUUUUCCUCUUUUUUCCCUGCUGUAAAGGCCCAGAAGACAUGAGAUACUGAAGGUAUCUAUAAGUGUGACAUUUUAAUUUAUUAAAUAUCAUGAUGCAAAGUGGCAUAUAGUGUCUUAAACAUUUGAUGCCUCAAAUGACACAUUUCACCUUCCAGAAUUAAGGGCCUCAGUGUAGUAAUGAGGAAUAAUUAUGAAAGAAACCAUAAUGUGGAGAUUAAGGAGUUGGACCAGGAGUGGGGAGAUUCAAGUCAAAUUCAAGUCCAUUCUGUUCAUCCAUGAAAGUUCUUUUCUUUAUUUAAUUGAAUUACUGACUGCCUUGAUUACCAAACCAAGUCUAGGCAGUGUACAAUGAUACCAAUAUAUUAAAAAGAAAUCUAACAAUAAAAAAGAUAAAUCACAUCAGGAAACCAACAAUGUACAAACAUACGUCACAAGUGCACUCCCAGAGUCUGCUAAAAGACCCAGGACCAUCUCAAGGCUUUCCUAUAAUGCAAUAUGCUGAUUUAAGCAGCUAUUCUAAAAGGUAAGAACAACUCCAGGAUGCCAUGAGAUGAUACUGCUUUGCCAAAGGGACCUAGAGCAUGCCAAUCCUGCCAGAUCUUAUUGGACAGGUAAAAAUGGGAAAAAUUGUAUUGUCCAGGCCUCAAGGUAUAAAGGGCUUUAUAGUGACAACUAUAAUAUAGCGGCAACUUGAAUUAUAUGUGGAAGCUAACUAGUAAAGUAUCUAGAGGGCAGUUUGGGCCAUUUACUCAUUCCAAGCUCAAUGCUGUGUAUCUGUGAUGGAGAAAAAUAGGUAUUGUACUAUGCUUAGAUAUCAGUGCAUACCAAAUAAAAACAGUAUUAUUGAA